CUCCAUAAUCAGCAAAGCGAGAAGCUCCGUAAGCUCCGUGCUCUCGUUCCCUGGCAGUGAUGGCGUCGUUCAAGCCCGCGGUGGUGAUCGACAAUGGCACAGGAUACACCAAGAUGGGAUAUGCCGGCAAUGCCGAGCCCAGCUACAUUAUCCCGUCCACGAUAGCAGUAGGCGGCAGUGACUCCAGUACCGUGCGCAGCCGUCAGGGCAUCGACGAUUUGGACUUUUACAUCGGCACUGAGGCGCUAGACCACGCAUCCACUCACCAGGUCAACUACCCCAUCGCGCAGGGCAUUGUGCAGAACUGGGACAACAUGGAGAAGCUCUGGCAGCGUUGUAUCUUCCAGCAUAUGCGCUGCGAACCCGAAGAGCACUACAUGUUGCUCACAGAGCCGCCGCUUAAUCCUCCUGAGAACCGUGAGGCCACAGCCGAGAUCAUGUUUGAGACGUUCAAUGUCCCUGGACUGUACAUCGCAGUGCAGGCUGUGCUGGCACUGUACGCGUCCUGGCCUAAGAUUAAGGACCCGUCACAACGUUCACUCACGGGCACAGUCAUCGACUCGGGCGAUGGUGUGACGCACGUCAUCCCCGUUGCCGACGGCUACGUCAUUGGCAGCUGCAUUCGCCACAUUCCGCUGGCUGGACGCGACGUCACCCACUUUAUCCAGAAGAUGUUACGUGAUCGAGGCGAAGCUGUGCCUCCUGAGGAGUCACUGGAGGUCGCUAAGCGUGUCAAGGAGGCGCACAGCUACGUGUGCUCGGACCUGGUCAAGGAGUUCAAAAAGUAUGAUACCAAGCCGGAUAAGUACUUUUUGAAGUACUCGGACUUGCACCCGCGCACUAAGCAGCCGUGGGAGAUCGACGUCGGAUACGAACGCUUCCUAGCGCCGGAGAUUUUCUUCAAUCCUGAAAUUUUCUCCACGGACUAUACGACGCCUCUGCCCAAUGUGGUGGACGAAGCCAUCUUGAAGUGUCCUAUUGACACGCGACGUGGACUGUACAAGAACAUUGUGUUAUCAGGAGGUAGCACGAUGUUCAAGGACUUUGGUCGCCGUCUGCAGCGCGACAUCAAGCGUCUUGCCGACGAUCGACAGGCAGCCAACCUCGCCUUGCACUCGAAGUACCAGCAGGCACAUGCCGAGGCUCUCGAAGUGAAUGUGCUGUCCCACCGUAUGCAGCGUUUUGCUGUCUGGUUCGGUGGUAGUAUGGUGGCGUCGACUCCCGACUUUUACCGUGUGUGCCACACCAAGGCCCAGUAUGAAGAAGAAGGCCCGCGUAUUGCGCGUCACAACCCGGUCUUCAACGCUACCAUGUAAGACAGCGGUAACAGGAGAAGCACAAAAGAGUUUGUCGUCCAGUGAAUACACGGAGGACGUAGAGUGAAUAACUCUGCAUUUCAGAAAUACUACGUGGUACAAACAU
Molecule: messenger RNA, 1422 nt
Organism: Phytophthora infestans T30-4
Lineage: Eukaryota; Oomycota; Peronosporomycetes; Peronosporales; Peronosporaceae
Product: actin-like protein
Exons: 2
Coding region: 60-1316 (418 amino acids)
Biological process (GO): Arp2/3 complex-mediated actin nucleation
Cellular component (GO): actin cortical patch; Arp2/3 protein complex
Molecular function (GO): actin filament binding
Source: RefSeq, a predicted model, not a curated record